AGAGGGAGCCGAGGUGUGGACAAAUCCGGGAAACAGCCUGACCCAUUAACCCAGGCCGGUUCGAUACCAUCGGAGAAUUGGGGCUUCGCCGCCGCAGUUUAUCAUCCCUUCUCCAUUCGCAAUUGCAAUCUUCGGAAUCGUCGGCGGCAAUCAUGAUCAGCAUUGUUACUCAGGAGCGUCUUCUUGGCGCGGCCUUAGGAGCAACCUUCACGGCUUUGGUCGUUCUCGAGAAUCGAAAGGCUGUACACAGAUCGAUUGCUUACGACAAUCCUGUUCAUCAUGAGCCUAUAGAGAACAUGCUUGGGAAAAAUAUUUCUUCUGAAUUUGCUCACAUGUGGAACAAAGGGAUAGACAUGACACUGGGGAAGCUAGUUGUCUACCUAAGCAACCGAGGAUGGUAGUGAGUAAAAUUGAACAUUUUACUCAAUUCGCAAAGCAGGCUUUGUUAUAGUUGCUUCAAUAUGAAUGGUGUUUUUUCUGGCAUGAUGUUAAUGUCAUUAAUGCUAUCAUUUGGUAUUUCUUUGUUGAACUCUUGAAUGUCGACCUGAAUCUAUGUUUGCUGAAGUUUUACACAGCAAAAAUCCAAUGUCUGCACCGGAAAUUAAGCUUAAGAAGUGCAUAAUGUUUUCAUGUCAUAA
Messenger RNA from Zingiber officinale, 638 nucleotides. RefSeq lists its product as uncharacterized. The transcript is spliced from 3 exons. Lineage: Eukaryota; Viridiplantae; Streptophyta; Magnoliopsida; Zingiberales; Zingiberaceae. The record is from RefSeq and is a predicted model, not a curated record. The coding region runs from base 153 to 401 and encodes 82 amino acids.